This is a messenger RNA of Closterium sp. NIES-67, 1151 nucleotides long. NCBI's taxonomy places the organism in Eukaryota, Viridiplantae, Streptophyta, Zygnematophyceae, Desmidiales, Closteriaceae. The record is from the annotation of a GenBank genome assembly.
UCAUAGAUUCAACAAGUUCGUCUGAUGACCCUCCUGAUCUCCCUCCCGUGUUCUGAUCUCACCAGCCUGCAAUGCCUCCUAGGGCAUCCUAAGAAGCUCUCGCCGCGAUGCACACGUGGCUGUACCGCGGCAACGCGGUGAUCACGCUCUCCGUCUUUCUGCUCAUCGCGCUCAGCGUGCUCGCCUCGCUCUCCGAACGCCUCCACACCUCCGCCCCGACUGUCGACCUCGACCUUUUAGAUGUGGAGCAUUUCUGGAGAAUACCGGGUGGUCCGUUUCAGGGAAACGAUGAGGCCGUGCUGGCGCUGAACAUCACGGCCAACCUCACGUCCGUCUUCACUUGGAACACCAAGCAGCUGUUUGUAUUCGUCACGGCAGACUUUUCGACCCCAAAGCAUCCACUGAACCAGGUGUCGCUGUGGGACGCCAUCAUCGAGCGCAAGGAGGAUGCUGCGCUCCAGUUCACCCGGGAGAUCAGCGAGUACUCGCUCAUGGACCAGGGCAACAGCUUGCGAGGCCUGCCGUUCAACCUGACGGUCUAUUGGAACGUGAUGCCCAUAGUGGGCGGGCUGUCCAUGGGCAAGGUGUCCUUCUCCGGCUUCUCCAUGCCGCCCAACUACCGCCCCUUCCACCUGCCCCGCGACCCCUCGCGCUUUGGCGCGCACCACAUGCACGACAUGCACUUUGAGAAUGGCGAGGAGCAUGAUGACGAGCACGAGGAUGGGGAAGGGCUUGAGUUGGAGGAACAUGAGGAGGAUGGGGAUCAUGACGACUCUUGAUGGAUGCUGUGCCGUGGCAGCGCGAUGCGCAUUUAUGGCAGUCGCUGUUUCAGGUUGUUCAGCAGAAUCUUCAUGCAGCUCAAGGUUGCUUCUUUUUAAGUGGGAUAUCAUGUCACAGCAUGGAUGGUGGGUCCAACCUGAAAGAAUUGAAAAGGUGUGCAGGAGACUAAGUAUAGAAUCUGCAGACACAAGUACUUGAAGUAGAAAGUAAUACUGGAAUUACCUCCAGUACCAGUAACAGCCAGUAUUAACAAGUUGUAACACCAGAGUUGGUGUAACAGCCCUGUGAUACUUCAAGACUUAACCAAUGAACUUUUGCUGGAAUGGUAGACUAGUAAGGCAGCGGAAGUCUUAGAACUUGUUAGGUGUUGA